GUAUUUCAUAUAAAAACGGGAAUAACAUUUGAAAAAUUAUCACUACUUAAACCCAACUGGACAAGCAAGCAAGACAAGCAAAUUUACAUAAUUUACAUUUAUAUAACUUAACCUUUGCCCCUUUUUGUAGGAAACAUUUUAUUCACGUUUGAAACUAUGGCCAAGCGAAAUUUCUCAAAUUUUUCCAAUUUUACCUCAACCAUUCUACUCAUUUUUGGAACAAUGUGUAUGGCACGAGCGCAAUAUCAAUCUCAGAUUAACGCUCUAAACGCAAGGAUCACCAGUGUAGAUGGAAAAACGACUGCCAACUCGAAGAAAAUCGACUCUUUGGAUUCCAGAUUGACAAACUUAAGGAGCGAAAUGUACUCCGAAAUCAAUCAUUUAUCAAAUCGGAUUUACACCCUAAGAGCAAAUGUGACACAAAUGAGGAACGAAAUUGAAUCAAACAAAGUGCAAAUCGAAUAUGCAAAUAACAGGAUUGCUGAGCUUUCCACAUCACUGAACGCUGCGAACAGUAAAAUCACCAAAUUACAGUCUAUCAAUCAAGUAUGGGCAAAAAAUUGGCGCAUUGUUGACAAAACUUUUAAAGAAUUAAGGAAGAAAGUUACAUUUGCUACACCGGUUUUAGCCGUUGCUGUAGUUGGCCGUUAAUGAUUAAGAACAUAAUUUUAGUGUAAAAUUUUUAGAUAAAGUUUUAAAUUUCACCUAUGCAUAACAUUAAGGCUAAUUACUUACAAUUAAUUUGUUAGUUGUUAGUUACCUACAUUUUUUGUUAAUUUUGUAUGUAUCUAUUUAAAUGUAACUAAUUACGCGAAACUGCGUGUCGCGUGUUGCCAAAAUCUCAUGAAUAACAAAAUAUCUAUGCAUUAUUGCAUAAAAAAAUGACCAAACCUGGUUUUU
Folsomia candida is the source of this 900-nucleotide messenger RNA. RefSeq lists its product as uncharacterized. NCBI's taxonomy places the organism in Eukaryota, Metazoa, Arthropoda, Collembola, Entomobryomorpha, Isotomidae. The coding region runs from base 157 to 651 and encodes 164 amino acids. The record is from RefSeq and is a predicted model, not a curated record. The transcript is spliced from 2 exons.